This is a messenger RNA of Cydia amplana, 447 nucleotides long. It is a transcript of the gene Fkbp12, whose product is annotated as peptidyl-prolyl cis-trans isomerase Fkbp12. NCBI's taxonomy places the organism in Eukaryota, Metazoa, Arthropoda, Insecta, Lepidoptera, Tortricidae. Gene Ontology annotation, cellular component: cytoplasm; sarcoplasmic reticulum membrane. Gene Ontology annotation, molecular function: peptidyl-prolyl cis-trans isomerase activity. Bases 104 to 430 code for a protein of 108 amino acids. The record is from RefSeq and is a predicted model, not a curated record. Gene Ontology annotation, biological process: protein peptidyl-prolyl isomerization. The transcript has 3 exons.
UUGUGUUUGUUCGUUUCGUGUUCGUAGGUGUGAAGGGGAGGCGGUGCAUUAGUAUAGCGUGGUUUUCGAAAUAAGUAAUUGAAUUGUAAAUACAACAACAAUAAUGGGAGUGACUGUGGACACAAUCACCCCUGGCGAUGAUUCCACAUACCCGAAGAAGGGCCAGACUGUAGUGGUCCACUACACCGGCACGCUGACCAGCGGAAAGAAGUUUGACUCGUCCCGCGACCGCGGCAAGCCCUUCAAGUUCAAGAUCGGCAAAGGAGAGGUCAUCAAAGGCUGGGAUGAGGGUGUUGCCAAGAUGUCCGUAGGCGAACGCGCCAAGCUGACCUGCACGCCCGACUACGCGUACGGCCAGCAGGGCCACCCCGGCGUCAUCCCCCCCAACUCCACUCUCAUCUUCGACGUUGAGCUUAUCAAACUUGAAUAAACCACCUUAAGAGACUC